AUUGCAUUAAACAAAUUCGUUUCAGUCUUGUUUUAUCAAAAGGCAACUGUACCCUGCAAUAGUAACCUUCCCAGCGAACAAUAUGACACUCUUAUUUUGUUUCUUUUUUGUAGUAACUGUCGUGGGCACAGACCGUGUUUGUGACAACGGAUGGAUACCUUACGAAAACCAUUGCUAUUGGUGUUCACCGAAUCCGGAUAAUUUUCACAAUGCAGUGGUUAAUUGUUCCGGAAAAGGAUCAAUUCUGAUUGAAAUAAAAGACGCAGCAGAAGAAAAGUGGGUGUUGCUUCAAAGUCUGAUUCGCAAUUAUACAAAUUUAUGGAUUGGCCUUACUGAUUUGGUAGAAGAGGGUCAGUACGUUUAUUCAUCAAGUGGCUUGAAACCGUCUUAUUCGAACUGGGAAAAGAGCCAACCAGAUGGCGGUGUAGAGGAGAGUGAGGACUGUGCUGCCCUUCACACGACACAACGAAAGUGGCACGACUAUCCUUGUAGCGAUAAUCAUUCUUACGUUUGUAAAAAACCUGCAAAACACUUUGUGUGAGUCGAGGAACAUUGUAAUUGUUUUAUCAAAAAUUUCUUUUUGUCUUUUUAAAUUCUU
This is a messenger RNA of Magallana angulata, 598 nucleotides long. Its product is annotated as perlucin-like protein. Gene Ontology annotation, biological process: biological process involved in interspecies interaction between organisms. Bases 83 to 541 code for a protein of 152 amino acids. Gene Ontology annotation, molecular function: carbohydrate binding. NCBI's taxonomy places the organism in Eukaryota, Metazoa, Mollusca, Bivalvia, Ostreida, Ostreidae. The transcript has 4 exons. The record is from RefSeq and is a predicted model, not a curated record. Gene Ontology annotation, cellular component: external side of plasma membrane.